Molecule: messenger RNA, 2532 nt
Organism: Melampsora larici-populina 98AG31
Lineage: Eukaryota; Fungi; Basidiomycota; Pucciniomycetes; Pucciniales; Melampsoraceae
Exons: 13
Coding region: 1-2532 (843 amino acids)
Biological process (GO): protein phosphorylation
Molecular function (GO): ATP binding; protein binding; protein kinase activity
Source: RefSeq, a predicted model, not a curated record
AUGGCUUUCCCAGAUCGUAAUCAUCGAUAUCUUAAUGGAUACUUCAAUCGUGAUAACACAGAGUACGAAAAUGAUCAAUUUGUUUACUCACAAGCCACCCAAGAACAACCUCCCACUCAAAUCAACACCGAUGAUCAAAUCUGGUUACCGAGUCCAUCACAAGCAGAACCUAUACCAGAAGAAGAAGAAGAAACUCCAUGGGCCACUUUACACGAUUUAACUCGACAUGUACCUAAGAAAGCUCUUAUGCCUGGUGUUAACUUAUUGUGUAUCGGAAGAGAGAAGAAUCGUGAUUUACCUAAAAGUCGUUGUAAACAGGAUUUGGUCAUUAAAACUGAUCAUCAAAACGCAUGUCAACUUUCGAGAAAACAUUGUAUCAUUCAAAGAAAAGGUGUGAACGAUGAAGAUUUAGAUUCCCAAACCAAGCAUGGAGGUGAAGACUUUAUACGACAAAUGACGAAAAAAGCCAAGAUGCCUCAUAAUGGACAAAAUACUAGUGAGGUUAUAUCCAUACGAGAUUUGAGCUCGAACGGUACUUUUAUCAAUGGUAAGAAAUGUGAACCCAAUAAAUGGACUAAGCUAGACCAUGGUGAUCAUAUCGCACUGGGCUCAAUCACGGGUCAGAAUGAUAAACCAAGUAGAACAUUUGAAUGGAUGAUUUCCAUUCCAUCUCAGCGUAAAUUUCCUAUGAAUAAAAAACCUGCUGCCCACAGUCUCAUCGGGCAAAAGGUAUACGACCGAUAUGAUCUCAUUUCACCUUUGGGCCAUGGAGCUUUUGCUACAACUUGGAAAGCAUUCGAUCGUGAGAGUGGUGAAUUUAGAGCCAUUAAAGUUAUUCAGAAGAAAGAUCAUGAACACAACACACAAAACCUUGUAAAUUUUCAAAGAGAAAUCGAAAUAUUAGAAAAAGUAGACCAUCCAAACAUAGUGAAAUUUUUCGAAUCCUUUGAAGAUGAAGAAUUCAUAUGGAUCGUCUUAGAAUUAGUAGACGGUGGUGAAUACUUGGAUUAUGUUUGUAAUUCAAAUGGAUUGGAUGAAGAAUCAUGUCGAAUUAUCACAGCUAUGUUACUACAAGCAUUAGCUUAUCUUGCUGCAUUGAAUAUUGCACAUCGUGAUCUUAAACCUGAAAACAUCUUGAUGACUUCUGGUGCUAAUCCAAGGCCGAAGAUUGCUGAUUUCGGGUUAGCUAAACAAUUAACUAAACCUAAUGCCAGAUUUAAGACUCAGUGUGGAACCCCUGCAUAUUUAGCUCCAGAGAUCGUAGUCCCAGCUUUGAAUAAUAAAAAGAAAGGUUAUACAGUGGCAGUUGAUAUGUAUUCUUUAGGAGUGAUUGUUUAUGCUGCUUUAGGAAACUGUUCACCUUUCGAAGGACAAGAACAAAGAGGCGAUAUAAGGCAAAUCUGUAAAGAAAGAAAAGUAGAUACAUCUGUUUUAUCUGAAUUGAAACCCAACAUUAGUGAAGCUGCACUUGAAUUCAUUACACGACUUACGAUACCUAUUGCAGAAGAAAGGAUGAGUGCAAACGAAGCUUUAGAACAUAGAUGGAUUAGAGAAUCAGUCAUAGAAUGGCCACAGAAAGCUUGUCAAUUACCAUCCAAUCCUACAUUAAGUUCUUCACCACCUGAAGAAGAAACGAUUUUAGCCAAGUCUACUAAACCGGUUCGACAAAAGAUCAACGAAGAUGAAAGUUUUGAAUAUCAAGCCAAUGAUCCAACUGAAAAUUAUGAUUAUCCUAGAUUAAGUGAAUGGCAAGAAGGAGUUACAUCUGAUUUCGAUUGGCCAAAUCAACUUGAUCUUAUAGAUGGAAUAUCUAAAAGAAGAAGCCCUACUAGUAUUUCUCCAUAUAACUCGGUUCAAACUCAUGAAGAUCAAAAGGUUGAUGUGAUUAAUGAGAUGUGUUCUCAAAAACUUGAUUUGUUGAAAGAGAGAUCUAUGUGGAAUUGGUCUAAUGAUUGGUUUUGGUUAGGUAAAAUGAGAUUAGAAACUCAAUGUUCUUCUGAGAAGAAUAGUACAGAAGAUCUUCCAGUUGUUCCAACUUCCGCACCACCUUCUUGUAGUAAUACGAGAUCAGAAUCAAAUGUUUCAAUUCCAGUCUCACCAAAUGAAUCCCUGAUUGAUAAACAAUUACAUCAAAUCCAUUCACACUUUAAUCCAAAAGGAUUUACAAGUUCCAAACGAAAAUUAAGACAAUGGUCUACUUCACCCAGAUUGAUAUCCAAGCCAAUUGCAAAAGAUGAUCAAAUACCGGCUAAAAUGAAAUUAUUUAAAGAAGUUAGCAAAGAAUCGAAAAAAGAAGAGAUCCAUCAAACCAAAGAAACCGAUUUGAUGAAAGUCAAAGGGAUUGAAAAGGUUUUGAAACCUUUAAAUCGAAUCACUUCUAAUAAAAACCUUUUGGUCACUAAACCUUCUUAUCAUCUUCAAGAGAAUCCAAUGGUUUUUAAACCUAAAGGCACUGGUAUUGGAAAUGGAAAUGGAAAGGAAUUAGAAACAACUGAAGAUUUACCUAAAAAGAAACGUAAUCGUCAAAAUUAA